AGGAGAAGGAGGCAAAUAUGUAUUGAACACGAAAAUGGAAGAGAGUCAAAGACUGAAAUGGAGAGGAAGUGCCCAAGAAGUAGAGGAAUAGAUUUUAGUCAUCUGGAUUUAAGAAGAACAAUGUCUCUUCCCCGACAGCUGCGAGAAAAGAGUGAUUUUGAUCAGCUUCCAGAUGAUGUACCUGUUUCAGCUAAUAUUGCAGAUAUUGAAGAGAAGAAAGGCUUUACUAACUACUAUAUGUUUGUCAUUGAAGUAAAGCUUAAAGGUGGUGGCAGAUACCUGAUUUUCCGGCGCUAUCGUGAGUUCUAUGCCCUGCACACCAAACUAGAGGAGCGAUAUGGGCCAGAGAGCAAUAACAGCCCAUUUACCUGCACACUCCCUGUACUGCCAGGAAAAGUUUUUGUUGGUGCUAAAAAGGAAAUUGCUGAGAACAGGAUUCCUAUCCUAAAUGUCUACAUGAAGAACCUGCUCUGCCUCCCUGCUUGGGUGUUGAUGGAUGAGGAUGUUCGGCUGUUCUUCUACCACUCAACCUUUGAUGGCGAGCAGGUGCCUCACAGACUGAGGCGGCUUCGCCCACGGACACGCCGAGUUAAGAGCGUUUCAGAUCAAGUGCCUGUUUUUGACCGCACCGCAGCUCCACGGGCUGAGGCACUGUUUGAUUUUCCUGGAACCAAUAAACUGGAACUCAGAUUCAAGAAGGGAGAUUUGAUCUAUCUACUCAGCAAAGUAAACAAAGACUGGUUGGAGGGAACUGCUGAUGGUGCCACUGGGAUUUUCCCAUGUGCUUUUGUGAAGAUAAUAAAAGAUUUACCACAGCAGGAAGACACAGUUAAUAAAGUUCGCUGUUAUUACUAUGAUGAGACUGUGAGCACCAUCAGGGAUAUAUCAGUGGAAGAGGAUCUGAGCAGCAUUCCAUCAUUCAAAGAUCUAAUGGAAUUGAUGAGGCAGGAGUUUAACCAAGACAUUGUUUUGAAUUACCGGGACCCUGAAGGUGACCUGAUCCGCUUGCUCUCUGACCAGGAUGUUGAACUCAUGGUGUCUCAGAGCAGAAGAAGUCCCUCUGAGCAGCACUUCUUCCCUUGGAAGUUGCACAUCACUCACAAAGAUGACUUGGGUGUCUACAACACUAGUCCAGGAACAGGUGCUACUCAAACAGUAGGAGCAAUGUAAAUGCUAUACAGAUAUCCCUCUCUGCAAGUGGUUUCCUUCAAAAUGUCUUUGAAGUGUCCUUGAAAUGAGAAAUUCUUAGUGAUAUAUUACCUUUCAGUGUAAAAUCUGUACUUAGUUAACUUCUUCAGCUUUUUAACACACAUCAGCAAUACCGACAUCUACAUAGUGACCAGAGAAAGUGAGGAAUAGAGAAAUAAAAUCAUGGACCAUGUUUACAAAGCAAGUCAGUGUCAGCCUGCAAUAGAGGUCUCCUGAGCCCUUAGACCUGCUCUGGUUUCUGUUCUCACUCCCAAGACUAGUUAUUUGUCCAGAAUGUCUUCAUAAGCUUUUGUUUUUUCUCUAGACUCCCAUAAAUUUCUCUUCAUUUGCUGAUCUGAAGGUUUGUGGGCCAUUGUGUAAUUAUAUCUCUCAUGUUGGAGUCUGACUGGGUGUUCAGAGUUUGUCCUAGGAGGAUCAAUAAAACUUUUUUGGAUUUCAGUGAAGAAAUUGCAGCCCAUCUUAGCUUUCUUCUUUUCCACUGACCAGUAUAUUGAAUUCCGUGAAUCAAACCUAGUACACCUGUGGUGUUCCUUUUAGACCUUUAUAUAACUGUACAAUCUACUUAUUUUCAUGUUCUAGGAAAAUGUGUGGUAUAUCCUACUCAAACAGCAGUUUCUUCUCUAUCU
Molecule: messenger RNA, 1835 nt
Organism: Camarhynchus parvulus
Lineage: Eukaryota; Metazoa; Chordata; Aves; Passeriformes; Thraupidae
Gene: NCF4
Product: neutrophil cytosolic factor 4
Exons: 11
Coding region: 58-1170 (370 amino acids)
Biological process (GO): phagocytosis; superoxide anion generation; respiratory burst
Cellular component (GO): NADPH oxidase complex
Molecular function (GO): superoxide-generating NADPH oxidase activator activity; phosphatidylinositol binding; protein binding
Source: RefSeq, a predicted model, not a curated record